ACCAUGACGGUUGUAUGUGUGUAAGCAGCCACACACAUGCUGAUUGGCAUGGACACACGACAACCAAAUGGAAGACAGAAAUUCUGAAGAUUCCGCUCUCUUCCAGUCCAUAAUCCGAUCUUCUUCUCUGUGGUUUGGCUGCCGCUGAUGGUAUCAUGGUAACAGCUCUCAGCUUGGUUAGAGCUCUCCUCCCGCUGGUCUGCUCUGCUGUCCUGUGCUCCGCUAUAGGUCCUCCUGUGCUGUCUUCCUAUGCCAAGACUGAAGACAAGCUGUUUAAACAUCUCUUCAGCAACUACCAGAAAUGGGUGAGACCAAUCGAAGAUUUAAACACAACAAUUCAAGUGAAGUUUGGCUUGGCAAUUUCCCAGCUGGUGGAUGUGGAUGAGAAGAACCAGCUGAUGACGACCAAUGUGUGGAUGAAGCAGGAAUGGACAGACAUGAAGCUCAGAUGGAAUCCGGAUCAUUACCUGGGCAUCACCUCCAUCAGGGUGCCUUCAGACUCCAUCUGGAUUCCUGACAUUGUGCUCUAUGACAAUGCAGAUGGUAAUUUCGAGGCCACAGUGACAAAAGCAGUGGUGAGAUUUGAUGGUACAAUCUCCUGGACUCCUCCUGCCAACUAUAAAUCUGCCUGCACCAUUGAUGUGACCUUCUUCCCCUUUGACCUUCAGAAUUGCUCCAUGAAGUUUGGUUCUUGGACCUAUGACGGUUCCCAGGUCGACAUUCUCCUUGAAGACGUACAUGUGGACAAACGUGACUAUUUUGACAAUGGCGAAUGGGAGAUCGUGAAGGCCACUGGUAACCGAGGUUUGAGAAGAGAUGGGACUUUUUUCUAUCCAUCCAUCACCUACUCCUUUAUAAUCCGACGUCUUCCUCUCUUCUACACACUCUUCCUCAUCAUCCCCUGCAUUGGAUUGUCUUUCCUGACUGUGCUAGUCUUUUAUCUCCCGUCUAAUGGAGGGGAAAAAAUCUCCCUCUGCACGUCUGUCCUCGUCUCACUUACGGUCUUCCUUCUGGUGAUAGAAGAGAUCAUCCCUUCCUCCUCAAAGGUAAUUCCUCUGAUUGGAGAAUAUUUGGUCUUCACUAUGAUCUUCGUGACACUUUCCAUUGUCAUCACCGUCUUUGCUAUUAACAUCCACCAUCGCUCCUCAUCCACCCAUCAUAGCAUGGCUCCCUGGGUCCGCCGUAUCUUUCUUCACCACUUGCCUAGAUUGCUCUGCAUGCGUAGCCAUGUGGACCGUUACGCCACCACAGCUGGGACUGGAACAGGAAGACUGGGCUAUGGGAAGAGUUCGGGUCAGGAUACCAACCUUCUCGAUGCAGAACACAAUCUGCAGGCGGCCUUAGAGUCUAUUCGCUACAUCACACGCCAUGUGGUAAAGGAAAAUGAAGUCAGAGAGGUUGUUCAGGACUGGAAGUUUGUGGCCCAAGUUCUGGACCGGGUUUUCCUGUGGGCAUUUCUCUUAGUAUCACUGCUCGGCUCUGCUCUGCUUUUCAUCCCUGUUAUUUAUAAAUGGGCCAGCAUCAUUGUUCCCAGCUAUGCUGAAAUUACUAGCUAAAAUACACGAAUGUAUACACUUCCAAACUUUUUGGCUUGAAUAAAGUUUUUUGCAUUAUUAUAGCAUUAUUACUGUAGUCUUCGAAACAUCUAUGCAACUUGUGGCAAUCAAGCGCUGUCAUAUAUGAUGUAACAUGCUGCAUUAUAUUCUCUGUUG
Molecule: messenger RNA, 1712 nt
Organism: Danio aesculapii
Lineage: Eukaryota; Metazoa; Chordata; Actinopteri; Cypriniformes; Danionidae
Gene: chrna5
Product: cholinergic receptor, nicotinic, alpha 5
Exons: 9
Coding region: 156-1556 (466 amino acids)
Biological process (GO): monoatomic ion transmembrane transport; signal transduction; chemical synaptic transmission
Cellular component (GO): postsynaptic membrane; neuron projection; synapse
Molecular function (GO): transmembrane signaling receptor activity; acetylcholine-gated monoatomic cation-selective channel activity
Source: RefSeq, a predicted model, not a curated record